UUAAGCGUCUACCAGCAGAGAAGAGUGUAAACAAAGUGAGCGAUGGCUGUUAAACAAACGUGACAUUAUCGUGGAACAGGUAAACCGUUUCCAAUGAGACAGAGGUGGUUUGAGGUUUUGAACCUUUGUUCUAACUCACGUCUGGCUGAAGUGUUGCAUUUGCAAAAGAGGCUGACUUCAUAGCACAAGGAAAAGCCAUUUCUUUUCAAGGUUGCAUGGACAGAUGUAAAUUUGAUUUAAAACGACGUAUUUUGGCCGGUAUCGUGUCGAGCGCAGGGGAAGCAAAUUAUUACGGCGUUAUAUAACAGAAAGAUGGAAGAUGAGGGGUCUGUUUCUCCCAUGUUACACCUGGAUCUGUAUAAUUUUGACUCUUCCGAAGCGGAGAGGAGCAGGUACGUCCUGACAAGCCCAAGAUCUCUGGAGGCGUGUGCUAGGAUAGGAUUGAAACCUGUAGAACUUUUGCACAAACCCUUGUCAGAGUUUGUGGAUGAAAACCCAGACACCCCGCUGAGAACAGUCACUGAACUCUAUGAAUUGCAUGAAAAGGAACGUAGGAGACAAUUACGCGAUUGCAGAGAGGAGAGACUGAAAAUCAUAGAGGAGGAAAAGGAAGGUAGAACCCCUAUACCAACCAGAGUGCCAGUGUCAGUCAUUCAGAAAAACACAGCGCUGGUUUCAGAGACCAAAGAAGAAGGUAAAGUUCACAACAGUUCUGAAUCACUUGGGAUAAACAGGUCUUCAGAAUGGACAAGAAACAGUAACAAGAAGUCAGAAGCUAGCAAGAAGUCACCCUCCUCAGAUUAUAAAGCACAAAAGCUGGCCAAAGUGGAAUUGAAAAACACAGGUGUUCAGGGCUAUGUAGGCACUAGCUUGAGCCUGGGGGAUCUGAGCCAUUACCCUGCCACUGAGAAGAAACUACAGAAACUUUUGAUAGCCGUCAGGAGGGAAACCUGCGUAUCUGUCCCCGAGAGGGACAGAAAAAUUGCCGCUUUGAUGCUUGCCAAGCAUGAAGAGAAGAAAUCACGGCAGCAGCUGAGACUAAGAGCUGAGCAGCUCUGGGAGGAGGGAAAGAGGAAGGAGAGGCUGCAGAAGGCGAGGGCGGAGAGGGAGAGGAGGCAGCAGCUGGGUCGCAGUGUGGAGCGCUGGCAGCGGGAGCUGGAGGCGCGGAAGAGCCAGGUGCAGCUUAAGGAGGCACUGCUGGCAGAGGAGAGAGAGAGAGCAGCCGCCCUGCACCGGGACAAGUGGCACAGGCUGGCAGCGGAGCAGGAGGCCAGGAGGCAGGAGAAGAUCGAGAGAGCCAGGUAUGAAGCGGACUGCAAAAAACGCUACCAGGAGCAGCUGCUGAGGGAGAAGGAGCAGGACGAGGAGGCAGUCAGGGUGAAGCAGUGCCAGGAGGCGCAGGAGAAAAUCUUCCGGGCCUCCCAAUGCAAGCUGCUGAAGGAGAUGAAGGAGAGGGAGAAGAUCCAGCAGGAGAACCGGCAUGAGAAGCUGAAGCACCUGCUCCUCAAGAGGGAGGUGGAGGAGCAGGCCAAAGCAGAGGAGCUCCACAAGAGGACUGCCCUGGAGAAGAAACUGCAGAAAUCCCAGGAGAAGCAGAAGCAGGUGCUGGAGGAACGCAGCAGACAGCUCACGGAGAGGUGCACCAGGGAGCAGGAGCAGGUCAUCCUGGCCAGAAUCCGGGCGGAGAAUCGUGAGCAGGAACAGCAGAGGCACAGGGAGGCGCUGGCCCAGCUCACCCACAGGAAGAUCCAGCAGGCCGGCGAGUCCGUGGGGGAGAAGGUGCGCCGCAAAGCGCAGGAAGCCAGGAGGGUCAACGCUGAGAAAAAGCGGUCCCACCAGCUGCUGAUGCAGAAGGUGGAAGAGGAGGAGGAGUGGCACCGGCGGGGGGUGCAGGAGGGCAUCCACAAGAAGAACAGGAAGAGCGAGCGGAUCCUGCAGGAGAAGAAAGCCGUCAUCGAGGAGUCCCGUAAGGUGGCCCGUGCCUCCCUCCAAGUGAGGGAGAGUGUGAGGGAGCAGAUUAACAGCCGCUCAUUCGACCAGAUGGCACUCGAGGCCCAGCUCAGAGCCAGCCUGACCAAAAUUAAACUCUAGCACUGUGGAGGACACCUUCACAACCAGCACACCAAGCUUUGACCUCCUGUUUUUGUAUCUGUGAACUUCCUUGGGCAGCUGAAAAGGAGACUGCUUGCUGUUUUCUAACAUACAAAAUGUGGUUUAUGAAACUAAUUGAAGGUGUGCCCCUUCUCUGUAUAGUGACUCUAACAGAGUAAUGCCACAGGCACAGCAUCAUACUUAGCCUCCCUAUCGUCUCUAUUUUCUAAUCUAGUGAAAGUGUUUGAAUGUUGCCAGCUUUGGAGUAUAAAGGGAUGUUUUGCUUUUUAUGUUCAUCCCUCCCUCCCUUUUACCAACAGUGUUUGACUCGCCCAACACAAACUCUUAUAAAACAUAGAUUCAGAAUACCACAAGGGUAAUAGAAGGCUUUCUGUUUUCUGUCAGUACUGAAGGAACAGGUUGCAGGUUGACAUGUUCACGAACACACUAAAUUGUGAAGCCUGCAUAUAUUAACAGUAUGUAUUAUUUCUUAUAAUGCUGUGUAAAUAACCUUGAUUAACCUGUACGGGCAUGUCGUUUAAGGCUCACGGUUUCUACUUAAAAUCUUGAAUUAUGUCUUUUAUAAUAGUGUUUUUUUUUUUUUUCUGAAUCUUAUCACUUGAACACUGAUUUCCAAAGCUCUACAGUAAAACUUCUAAACCCAAACUAAUUGGGACCAGGGGGUGUUCGGAUAAUCUAAUUGUUCUGAUAAUCAAGUAAAUGUUUUACAUGAUAUGAAAAAUAUAUAAUUCACCCUUUUACCUGUAAAUAUAUAACCUAUAGAACUGCACUGUUCUGUAAUUACCUGAAAUUCAGGGCUGCAUAGCACAUUUCCUUUGCAGGGCAGAAGAGGACAGCACACAAGACAGGUUCAGUUCAGAUAAUAGAGGUGUUUUGGAUAAUCAGGGUUCUAAAGGCUUACUGUACUAGUGUGCAGAGACUUUUCCACAUGACCUGUGGCUUGCAUGAACAAUGACGUUUAAUCAAGUUGAUAUUUGAAUAUGUUUUUCACUGAGUCCCAUGUCUUCAAAACCAAUAAACCAUGACAUGGCUGACAUUCUGUUUUCUAAUGGACAGUGUCAGGUUCCACUGACACUGCUCUGAGGAGGUUGACUGGCAUGAAAGCCCAGUUCUGGGCCUCCCACUUACAAAACCGGAUGGCUUGACAUACCCCUUACUUACACUGGCGACUUCAAUGAUUGGAUGCUUGUUCAUAGCUCUUGUUUGUAGGAUCAUGAUUGAUGGCUCUGAAAUAUGUAUCUUUAACAUUGCUAAAAUAGAUGCCGAUUUGAAAAUGCAGCCAAGCUGAUAUGUUAACAUGUUGUAUUGGUAAUGAUGAAAUCCUAAAAUAAUUCUAUACACUUUUCAAAGAAUUGGAAAUGUGAAGACACGUUUGUGCUCGAACUUGGUUGUUCACUGUGUGCUUUAGUACCACCUUUUUUUUUUUGGUAAGAAACUUUUGGCCUUAUUUAACUGUAAUUAACCAUCUCGAUUCUUUAUUUCUAGUUUCCCUUCCUUAACACCUUGUCUAGUGUAAAACUCUAAUUGUCAUUGACAGCAUUAGGGCAUGAUGGGCAGUCACUAUGUUAAUUGCUAUUCUACUCAUGCACUUUUAGCUCCGUGCCUGCACAGACCUAUAUUAAACUCUGAUCCCAAACAACACUGCAUGCAAGCAGAAACUAGUGUUUCACUUUUAAGCUUCCUACAACUUAACCUGGGGUAUGAGUAGCAGCUAUUAAACAACAGUCCUCUUGCAUUAGAAUCUGCAGUCUUUUAUAGUACAUUGUGGGUAUGUUUUUAUCAUGUCCUGCUUCAGCGUUAUUGAAGGGAGCAAAGCUUACUGACAUUUACUGCUCCUAAUAGGGUGGGAGGAGCUAGAGUAGUAUAAAAGCAGUGUUCUCGGUUUCAUUUCUGACAGGUAUUGGUGCUAAAGACAAAGAGGUGUUUCUGUUUGAGAUUAAGGUGUUUCAGUUUUAGACAGCAAGUCCUGGUGAACCACACAAGAUUUUCUGUAUGUAAAAUAAUCUAGUAGACUCUGACCACUUCAACUGGACCGCAUAUGCUGAGUGUCUGUGUCACUUUGAUUGAGUAAAUGUUUGUGUGGAUGUUUUACUGUAGUAUCUAGGUAUGAUACCCUGUUUUUAAAG
Messenger RNA from Polyodon spathula (Mississippi paddlefish), 4238 nucleotides. Its product is annotated as coiled-coil domain-containing protein 177. The record is from RefSeq and is a predicted model, not a curated record. Bases 313 to 2091 code for a protein of 592 amino acids. The transcript has a single exon. NCBI's taxonomy places the organism in Eukaryota, Metazoa, Chordata, Actinopteri, Acipenseriformes, Polyodontidae.